Messenger RNA from Lymnaea stagnalis (great pond snail), 11885 nucleotides. NCBI's taxonomy places the organism in Eukaryota, Metazoa, Mollusca, Gastropoda, Lymnaeidae. The record is from the annotation of a GenBank genome assembly.
UUUUCAGGUUACAACUUCAGAAAGUGUGUGAUAAAAAUCAUGACCUCCGUAGCGUCAUGGUAUAUGUUCAUUUUUGUAGUGUGCAUUAUCUACAAUUCCGCACAAUGUAAGUUGAAGCAGCCACCAAAUCUGUUCUAUAAGAGGAAAACAUGAAAGAGGCAAUAAGCUUAUUUUUUUUUUAUUUAAAAAAAAGAAAGAAAAAUUGGGCGAAUUGUUAGUUAAAUUAAAUUAAUUAUUAACUUUAUGCAUAGAAAAGUAGUACAUCUGCUUUUAAUUGUGAGAUUCAGUUAAUUAAUUUUCAGUAUAUUUGCGUUUUUUUUUUUUUUUUGUAAUCCUGAGUGUUUAUUAUGCAUAUUUUAUAAUGCAAACUUUUUUCCAGUGAAUUACAAAUACAUUUAUUAUAACAUGUAAUGUCUUUGAACCAAUUGUCCAUAACAGCAUGUGUUACAACAUUCUCCACAAACUACUGGUUUGGUACCAACUGCCAGUACAAAUGUCACUGUAAGAACAAUGUAGCUUGUUAUGUUACCAAUGGUGACUGUCCAGGGGGAUGUGAUAUUGGAUGGUUUGGUCCAGCAUGUCAGUACGGUAGGUCAAUAAGCACUUAGCUGAAAACAUUUAAACUUUCUAUUUGGGACCUAUUCCCACCUCAACCAUGUCUCAAGCCUUAAACUCCCCCUCCCCUAACCAACUCUUUAAACCUACACACUUUUAUUCUUAUUUAAUAUCAUAACAAUUACCGCUGCUAUUACACUUUAGUCUGACCUUAUUAACUUACGCCUUAUUCCCAGUGUCAUCAUACAGCAAUCGAUAUGUCCCAACAUUUUUCCCUAAACCUAUCCACUUCCUUUACCCAUUAAUAUGGAUCAUUAUUUUUAUUUGCACUUGUAAGUUAUAAAAUAUUAAGUUUAAAAUCACGUAAAAAAAUAAGAAAGGGUCAAUAAAACAAGACAUUAUUCAAGCCAUUUUUAUCAGCUAUUAGGGUUAUCCUUGUAAACAAGUGUACAUGUGCAGGUUGACAGCACUUUUGAUUCUUUUCUAUUGGGAUGGUGCGAUUGUAUGGUAUCAUCAUUGUCGUUUCUGUCGUACCAGGAACUUCUGACUUCUGAAAAUCUUUUAAAGGUAUCCAAACAUUUGGACACAUGUUAUUUUUAAAUGCUUAUAUUCACUUACCUUUUGUUCACGUGUUUAUUUCUGUCUGGGGAUGUGGCAAAAUUUUCGCAGUGCUAAUUGACCCACUUUUUUCAACAUAUCAAGUUGAAACUUACCACAUUGUUUGUUUGUCGAUGACAACAUAUAAUUUCAAAUUUUCAGAUGACAACGCAAAAUGAGAAGUUUAACAAUUUUUGUUUUGAAUUAUGGAAAUAGUUGUGUAAUAAAUCUACAAUAAAAGGGAGAGUCGUCCAUUAGAAUAUUGAAAUAGUUCAGAGCCGUGAAAACAAUACGCUGUUGCAAGUUUUUGAUGAAUUUUUUGUUUAAAUUCUAAAGCCAAAUAAUUGUAUUACCUAUGUGACUGAAUGCUUUCUUAAGAACUUUAGCCAUCGAUCAGUCUCACAAAAUGAUAUAAAAGAUGUAUUACAAAAACUGGGUUUUAUGGAUUGUUUAAUUUUAGUUUUCUUUAAAAAAUAUGUUUCCGAGAUAGUGUAGUCUGGAAGAACCGUUUAAUAGGUCAUGAGAAAUACGUGUAUUUAGAGAUCUAAGUGUUCCAAGAGAGUAUUAGGGAUGUGACAUGGUUUCAUGAGAUGGCGCCUGUUGUUUGUGCUCCGUCAGGAAUUUUACGAAUUGUCCUUGAACUCACCACAACAUCUGAUAAUUUAUAUUGUUUAAUUUACUUCAAUGUUCACUUGUCUUUUGUUAGGUAAAGAAGACUUUCUUCCUCCACUUCAUUUGUUUUGUUUUAUCCUAUUUCAGGGUUUUGUACACUCUCAAUGUGAUGCUUCAUUCCUCUCAAAUAAACUGAUGGUCUUCCCCCCUCACCCCAACCAUUAAUGCAGUAAAAUAUUGAGGCAUGGACGCAAUGGUCAGUUGCCAAAAGCCUCAUGAUUUUAUUUGCCCCACACUUCAAACGGAAUCAUUAUGACUAUAUUGUGGAAAAUAUUCAAAUAUAAUUUCGCUAUUUUAUUUAGUUUUCUUUAAAAGUGUAUAAAAGCACUUUAACUAAAUAUUUGUAGACUAGAUUGUAUAUUUUCAUGUGUUUGUUACCAGAUUUAGAGAAAAAAUAAAACCUUUUUAAACCAUGAACAUGUUAAAAUUAAUGCAUUUGGAAAAAAAAAAAAGUUCGAUUACAUUAAACAGUUUUCAAAACAUGACAUAAGGUGAUUACGUUGUAAUUUAUUUUAAAGAAGUUUAGAUGGUUGGAACUGCAAAUAAACAUUUAAAUUUAUUGACUUUGGGGUAAUGUAUGCUGCCUCAGUUUCCUUCAAAUAAAUAAUACAUUAAUAAUCGUAUGUCAAGUUAGAAAAAAUACGUUAGAAAAGACAUCUUGCCAUUAUUACUGAUACAUAUAAUACAUUUCAGCUGAUAUAGCCACGACUGGAACCAUUACAGUUGCCAACGACGCAUCCCAAAACACGACACAAAUAACAGAUGGAGACGACACAACGUGUGCAUCAAUUACGGGUUCUAAUGCAUCGCUUGAUGUCAACUGGAAUUCUGACUUCUACUUCACAUGGUUGAGGAUUAUUGUGAGGAAUAUAGGUAAUUAAAUUAUAUUUCACUUUUAACAUCAGUGUUGUCUUAAAUUGAACUCUAUGCUGCUCAUGGGUGUUACAGCAUAUUUUUGGGGCCACAAAGGAAAGACAAACUUUGGUGAGCAUCGGAUAUUCUUUUCAGGGAAAAUGAAAAAUUUAUGAAAAAAAUAUUCCUCCUAGUGAGAUCUAUACAUGAUCUAUUGUCGAUGAGGCCGCUAUAGACGUCAAUAAAGUUUUUAGUAAAAGCCUUAUGGCUCCAUUGUUAAGUGGCUGUUAGCUGUUGAUAUUUAUGUGCUUUAUCUUUUUUUAUUCCGAUUUCAUUAUUUCAAACGCUUGUUAAUAUUAGACAAUGUUUCAAAUAAUUCAAUUAGCUAUAAUGCAUAAAGAAUUUCAAUUGUUAUUGAAUAUAAUCUGUCUGUAUCUUAUUGUCAUUUAUUGUGACAAUAUUUUAUCUUUUUAUAUGAUUCACCGAUUGAAGAACCAAAUGUUACUCCCAAAAUGUCACAAUUAAUUUAAAAUAUUUCAAGGAAAAAAAAUAGAACAUGUAUUUUAUGGAAUGAGGGUCAUAACCUCAUUUAUAAGAGCACUGAAAGGUUUCUUCAGUAAUUGAAGACGUGGAGUAUUCAUCAGUAGUAUAUUUUUACAUAAAAUUACGGAAUUAAAAAUAUUUAAAACAAUCUAAUAUUGAUAAGCAAUUUUGUUUCCAAAACUGAAUGGAUAUCCAUUACGGGAGAAUGUCUUUGAAGUUGAUAACAAAACAGAAAUAUCUAAUAAAAGUGUUCAAGCUAGAUUCCAAUCAACCAAACGAGUAUUUAGAUAUCUAAUACGAUUCCAAAUAAGUUUCUUUUACUUUUAGAAAAAAACUAUAAAAAAAAAAAAAUUGGAUUUAGACUUCUACUUCGUGAGAAAUCUGGCUUUAGUUAAGUUACUAAUUUACAUUUUUUUAAAAAAACGAAAAGAAAAUAAACACACAAACAAAACUCGUAGCCAUCUCAUAUUAAAAACAGAUGUUAUCUUCAAAAAUCACUUCCAUGUGACCAGAGGCGUAGCGAGGGUGUUUGGAGCCCGUGGACAAGAUCAAUUUUAAAGCACACCCAUUUCUUUUUUUCAACUCUCAAACCCAUUAUUUUAACUAUUAAUAUAAUAUCAAAGCACAUUUUGGCGCCCCUAACUAGCUGACGACCGGGAACAUCUGUCCCCCCUGCCCCCCUCGCUACGCCUUUGCAUGUGACCAUGCAUUGAAACACGUUGUUUGUUAGCGUCAUUCACCCGGAUAAAAAAAAAUUAGUUGCAUUAAUAUAUGAUUAAAAUCAAAUAAUGUUUUCUUGAAUUGUUACAAGGAUUUUUUAUAACAUAUUUUAUUGAAUAAAAUAAUGAAAAUUAUUUAGAAAACGCUCUUUCAAUGACAUGUUGUACUACAUAAUUAACUUAAUUAGGCGUUGAGGAUUUCUUACAUAUAAAACUAGAAGCUCUCAUAUUUUAAAAAAAAAAGUGAAAAAAGGGGGGUGGGGUUAGGGGGAAAUUAUAGGUUGACAUUGGAAGAAAACUUGAAAUUAAAUAACCUGCGAUUUUUUAAAGAAUUGUUACUUAAAUUAUAUAGGUUUUUUUGCCAGCAAUAUAAGAACAGACAUUUUAUUGACAUUAAACAUUUUAAAAGUUUAAAAAAAUUGGUAUAUUGGACAAUAAAUAAUUAAUCUAUAACUAAGUUUUAUUUAUCAUUUACCUUUCAUUGUUACAUGAGUUCAAAUGUACAUCUUUUUAUGACAUGGAAUGGAAAAUUUAACUGAUAUAAUAACACAUAUUUUUUCCUUAAAUUUUUAGUAUUACAAAAAGAAAGCCUUUCAAUAAAGUUUCCAGAUGGCGUCACAUCAGAAUGUUCCAACAUUUUUGUUGACAACAUUACAAUGGACAUUUAUUGCAACGUAACAAAACCAAUAAAGAAACUACUUUUGAAUGGAGCAGCAUUGGGCACAUUGUGUUCACUUUAUAUCAGUCAGGGUAAGAUUUACACAAUGCAUUUAUUAUAACAAAAUCAAAUUUCUAAACAAAUAAUACAUAAAAUGAGCUUCAACAUUUACAUUUGAUAUCUAUUUAAUCCUAAAAUAACAAUGUAUUCACAUGACAUUAAAACAUUUAGUAACGUGUUAGUUUGUUUUCGUCCAUUUAAAUCGACCAGACAUUUCAAGCAUCGGAUUCUUGCUCGUUCUGGUUCUGUCUUUGGUUGCGUACAUUGCUGAUUAGACCGAUGACAUUUCUUGCUUGUCUUUUGUGUACUGCAUUAGCUGUUCACGUUGUAUGGAAUCUUUUUGUUAGGAUAAACACCGCGAUUCGAAAUCAUUUGCUGACCCUUCGCAAGUGUAACGUUGAUAACGAACGCUUUUAGUGAAGCUUUCUGAUUGUAUUUUUUUAAAGUUUGUCUUCUUUCUACCAGCAAACCACAAUCUAUAUUCCAGCUCGAGAUAAAAUAUUAUUUUAAACCGGCGGUUCUCUGACAUUCUUACAACACAUUCUAAUUAGUGAAGCUGGAUUUACAUUUAAUGGUAGAGUCUAAAGUGUAGCCCUGCGUGCGCCAAUUAAUAAAUUUUGAGGGCUUUUCUUAGGAUUAGUGUCAAAUAUUAGCUUGGGGAAAAAAGUAGACAUGUAGAAUUUAAUUAUUUUUUUUUGCUGUUACCUUUCAUAGUCUUAUACAUAUAUAUAUUGCCAUAUGUUGGAAGGAUCUUGUGAUACGAAGCUCAACCUCAUAAACGAUAGUUACGCUUCUGGACAGUGGGCCACCAAUUGUGAAUAUGUGUACCACUUUAAGCUUGUUACCAUGUUGUACAUGUAGUUUGAAUAAAAACCUAAAAUUUUAAGGUGACGUGCAUGGUGUAGGACCUCAGUAUGUUUCUUUUUAAUGAUGUUUCCAAAUAUUUUGAAGCUUUGGCGUAAUUAUUAGCUCUAAGUGAUUUGAAUAACUGUUUCGGUUUCAGCGUGAAUUAGACACUGUUGGCAUUUAGAAUAUUAUUUAAAUGUCUAUCAAUACCUUCAAUAUGGAAUUAAGCCUCCUUAUGUUAAAUAGAUUAACAACAGUCCAGUACCUAAUACCGAUCCCAAAGUCUCCAUCUCAGCAUUGUGGAAAAGAAGAGUCUGAAAAGCGUUGGUUCCUGAAGACAAUCUUGUUUGAGGACAUUAGUCACCUGUAAUUUUAGACAUCUCUCUAUUUUAAAUGACAUUAGUCUCAAGACCAUCAUGGAAUUAACAUAUAAAUGGGCACUAAUACUUGCACUGUUUAAUUGAUAUAAAGCGACAGUGCCAUCUUAAGGUAUGUGCGCUCUAGGCACUGGUCCAGGGCCUAACGCUUCAAGGGAGUCUUUUCGAAGCAUCAUGCGGCACAUGUAAUUGAAUAUGAAUAUAUGAACACAUACAUAUUGAUCAAUUUUCGCAAUUAAAUUUGAUUUAAAGUUGCUGGACCUACCUCCACAUAAAUAUCAAUGAAACAGCUUGAACAGCGGAGUUCUGGAUUAGCAUUUGGCCAGCGUAUAGUUAGAAUCAUCUUAGCCUAUACUCCGCGUGAACAGACACAUCCUUGGUGUUUUGGUCUAGUAUUACUAAUUGUGUUUGAUUUGGUGUCUCAGAGGUGUGUCAAAUCACCGCAGCAAGUCUUCGAGAAGCAAGUCAUAGGUAUGCUGGCCGAUCAGUAACGUAGAUCCUGACUGGUAGGAUCGAGCGACCAGGUUUAAAGUUAAGAUGCAAAAGUUUUUUUGAAUUCAAAGUUUAAACCUCUAAAUUGCGCCAUUGUUCAAAGACACAAUAAGACUCUGUAUAUUGCCUUUUUAGUUAUGACUUUUUACAACGAUUUUCUAAGGAUCAAUCAAUCCUUUUUAUAAAACACUAUAAGAACCUAAUAAAGGCUGCAGUCAUCGAAACCUGAAUGUCCAUGAGUUUAUAAACCCAUAUAUAUAUAUAUAUAUAUAUAUCUCAGCUAUAUCUCUUUACAAAUCGUCUACAGUUUUUGGCGCUGCGUUCAAGGUAAGGUAGUGUCAACAACAAAACAUCACAAACCCGCUCUCGAUACUCUGUUAUAUUUAUAUUAAAUUUUUUUUCAGCCUACGUGUUACAAAUGAUAAUUUAUCAUCAUCAUACAUAAUCAUAGUUUAUUUAUGAUAAUAUUUGAACAUUAUUAUUGAUUUGGAAUGAUUUUGCUUUUUUGUAUCAAUAAAUUAAAUUAAUCUCUGUUUAACUUUAUUUAACGUUUACUUUUAUUUUAAAUGUGUCUUCCUGUUCAUGAGAUGAUGGGGAGCAGGAACUGUUUGCGCUCCAUAAAACCCCGCUGUUUGAACCUGGGGCGAGUGACCCAUUCUCAAGGUUCUGGUGGUUUGUGUUUAGGGAACCUUUCCUCUUUUUUUCUAUAGUUCCAUUGUUGUUAAUUUGGCCCUAAAAGGUAUUAGAGGAUUUAUUGAAUAUGGAGAUCUCUACAAUACCAAGACCAGAGUGACAGUAAACGUAUGUAACAAUGUUGGAAGUGUUUGCAAAAUCCAUUUACUCCAAAAAGCUGUAAUUUAAAAAAUAUCAAAUUUAGAGCGUAUACGCUUCAAUAAUAUUGUUUUAAUCAAACACGUUUUCAAGAAAUGUACUUUGUUUUACUUAUGCACACUUAGCAACCCGCGAUAAAAAAACAUCCCUUUUCGAUCAGUAUGUAACAAGUGACCUCCACUGACCUUUGAGUGACCACUGCGGAUCAAAUACCACUCAUCAAAUUAGAUCAAUUUCUUGAUCUCCAAAUGAGAAACUUUGAACACUUACCCACCCCCGAUGACAGUACAACCCUCCAUGACUAGUGGGUCGCUAGUGACCUAAACUGAUAAUUGAGUGACAUCUGUGGGUAUCCAAGGAACGGAAAGUGAUAGGGACAACACGUUACAUCGUUUCAUAAUGCAUUUUUACACGGUCUGCAUAACAAAUAAUAACGACAACAUAGUUUGUAGACACAAAAAUGCCACGAUAGAAGCCUAGAUUUUUCACACUUUUAUUGUAGAUGCUUCCUAAAUCACCUAAAAAUAUGACCCGAUGUUUCCGAUACAAUAAUGGUAGGCAUUUUGCGAUAUAUCUGACAUUCCUAUCUUUACAUAUAUAACUGACACAGGUUUUGAUGUUUUGUAUAGUCCUAAAAACAACAAAAAAAAACCCACUAAUAUUCAUCGCCCAUUCAAUUUAUAUUUAUGAAUGUGUAAAUAAGAUUUCCUUAUAUUGAAAACAAAAAAUUCAAUGUAAUGAUGUUUAUGGUUCUAAAAUCAUUUAGUUUUGAUAAAUAUUUAUAAAAUAUGUAAUAUAUGCUUCCCUACCUCUUUCGGGCCCCUGACUCAUUUCAUUUUUCUAAAUAUGUGUAAAAAAAUAUCCUUACAUUUACAAAAAAAAAUCGAUAUACCAUUUUAAAAAUAUUUUAAAUUAACUGCAUUAUAUAUACUGGUAUCUUCAAAAGUAACCAAAAUUUAUCUUGAAUUUAUACUAUAUUGUCAUAAUUUUAAAAAAAAAUAAUUAAAGUCUUUUAUUUAAGGAAAAUCUGUUAAAUAUUGAGAUUUUCACUUCAAAAAAGAAUAAUAAAAAAUAAUUCUUUCUAAUGUAUACCGACUUAAGUUCAUUUAAAAGUAUACAUUUAAAUGAUUCUUUGAUAUUAAUACUUUUCGAAAACUGGAUAUAAAAAAUAUUUUAAUAUUUUAAGGAAACCCAACUUUAUUUACUGCAACAAAAUGGAAAAGGAAAAGUAAUAUGGCUCUAGUUCUAAUAUUAAGUUUAACUCCUUUGUCGCAAGCUGUUUUAAAAUCAUUGAAUUUAACGCUAUUGGCUCGCGACAUUAAAUUUAGUUCUUGUGAGAUUAUUAUAAUUGUAUUUCUUUAAGCUCAAUCAAAAAUUUUAAUUUGAUGUUUGAAAACAUUUGAAUAACAAAAAAUUUAUUUUAAUUUCACAAUAUUAACAACAGUAUCAACCAAAAAUAGAUUUUUAGGUUUUUCUAAUAAAUGUAAAUAUAAAUUAAUAACAGUAAUACAUCUAUGAACAUUUCUUAAUGAUUUAGUAGCCUAACUCCUACAUUUACUCAAAAUAGCUUUUGAUUUGUGUAAUUCUUCUGGAACUAUGUGUAACUGACAUGUAAACGGUCAGAUAUUUACUAAUUAUUAAUUAAAUGAAUUGUUAUGAAAGCAUGGGGCAAUUCAGAGCAGCCUUUCAUUUCAUCGCCAGAAACUUUAAUUCAAUUUAAUGGUUUACAAUUCGCAAUAUAAAUAUAUGUCCAAACUGGAACAAAAUAACUGUCAUGAACUUAUUUAAUAAUAAUAAUAACUAGAUAUAGCCCACCAAACUUGGAGAAAGCAAUGUUGAGAACUAACCAUCUAGUAAUUUACUUGACAAAACUUGAACUCAGGUAACGAACAUUUAAGAAUCCCAAUAUUUACAACACCCUUUACCCCAUGACACGUCACUGCACAAUUUUUAUUUCACGCCCAUGAAUUAUAUAAAUAUUCUCAUGGCCCAACCAGUUUUAAACCGAAUAUAUUUUACACAAUACUUAAAUUGAGACGAUUUCAUUUCCGAAAAUAAAAUAUUACGCACCAAACGCAAUUGCGUUAUUUAAAAAAAAAAUAUUUAGAUCAUUUAGCUUAGUUAUGGGGAAUUAUAUUUUGCGCGCUAGUGAACUCAUUAUUGAACUACACUCUGGCGUAUUUCUUCUUCUUCUAUAUCUUAAGGGCCCACGAUCAAUUUAUUGAUCAUUUUGGCUCCUAUGCAUGUAGAUGGGAUUUGCAAUGUUUCUGUUACUGGUGGUGAUGAGGAAAUUAUGCACUAGGGGAUAUUUCUUCUUCUUCUAUAUCUUAAGGGCCCACGAUCAAUUUAUUGAUCAUUUUGGCUCCUAUGCAUGUAGAUGGGAUUUGCAAUGUUUCUGUUACUGGUGGUGAUGAGGAAAUUAUGCACUAGGGGUUUGAAGGCUUGAGGCAAUAGACACAAAUGUGUCUAGUGUUGUCGCCUCAACUGUUCCUUUUGAAAGAUGAUUUAUAUAUAGUCUGCGUGGUGGUGGUAGUGUUUGACCUUUGCUGGUGAUUUAAUAUUAUUUUUAUGUAUAAAUUUAUUUGAUUUCCGUAAAAUAAAAGAAAACCGCUGUCAUACAUUUUAAGAUCCGAAGGUAUUUAAAUUUAUUUAUUUUUAAAUCCUUAUAUCGUUAUUCCCGCUUUUUCUUAUUUAGCCUAUAUGGUUCAUUAUUCCAAUUUGUGUUUUACAUGUUUUUUAAGAAGAGUAUAAAAUAAAUCAUUAUAAAAAAUAACUUUAAAAAAACACACAUUUUAUUUUUUAAAUUUAAAAGUUAACAUUAUUAAUGUUCCCCCAAAUUAUAGUUAUUACAAUCAUAACAAGAAAAAUGCGUUGCGCGCACUUGAACUUAAUGCUAUUUGCAAACCGAAAAGGAAUUUACACAAUUGGAUCGCUAAUUUCAUUCUACUUGUGUCUGAAUUACUACUUCCUAAAAAUAAAUUUCAUAGAUAAUUAUAUCAUAAGGGUUUAAAUAUUUAUACUUUAUGUUGAAUUAUAUUGUAAGAUUUAUAACACACAAAAAAAACACUGGAACAAAUAGAAGGGUUUAUGCAUUUAAGAGGUAGGUAGGAACGAAAUGUGAUUUUUUUAUUGCAGUGUUAAGAGUGGUUCAAAUCUUCUUUAUUAUUAUAAAACUCUUCCUAAAAAAUUCCUUCUUUACAUAUCAAUGAGUUGUUUUUAUAGGUUUGUAUGCCAAGAAUAAAGCAUGGUUGGAGGUUCUAAGAUAGGUCCAAUAAACGUUAUAUACAGAAUCGGGUCAACAGAAACUUAUGUAACAUUAUGUGGGCUUUAAACGAAUGAAAUAAAUUAGUCAUCAGCAACUCAUCAAUCUCAAUAAGAAUAACUUUGAAAUCGUAGACCAAACAGCUUAAAAUUGGUGACAAUAAAAAUUAAUCAAUUUCAGAUCGAAAUGUAGCCUUGAUGCAGUCCACAAAUCAAACAUCACAGUAUGAGUACGCUAACUUAUCCUCAAGUAAUGCUGUAGACGGUAGCUCAAGCUGGGAAAAAAACUCUUGCAUCCAUACUAAUAACGGUGGUGAGGAUGCUCCGACAUGGUCUCUACAUUUUAAUACAGUGGUGUCAGUGACACGUUAUAAAAUAUUCAACAGAGUUGGAGGUAUGUAGAUUAUUUAAUUUCAAAUAUCAAAUGUUUUUUAAAUGUAUUACGUUUCUUAGUGACCAAGAAAAACACAUUUCUGUUUCACUUAACAAUAACAAUAUUUAUGAAUUAAUUAUUGGUAAAACAUUAUUAUUUCCAAAUAUUUAAAUAUUUAAAAUUAAAAUUAAAAAGAACAACUUGUCAUUAUGUGACAACAGCCCCAAGAAAGUUGAGACACGUGAAUCUCAUUCGUGUUGACUGGGUGUUAAGUUUGUUAGUGCACUGAAUUAUAAAAAAUAAUUUAAUUAAUUAAAAAAUCUUAAUUUGGUAAAUUCAUUUCUUAAGUUCUUCUUACCCUUUUAUCACAUAUUGGUUUACAUUUUUUUUUAAAUAGUUUGAAGCACAUCUCCUAAUAUUAGUGUGGUGUAUUUGUUUUUAAGAAGGGAAAAACAUUAUCAGUUUUGUAACACAAUUUAUUAACUUAAUAAAAUUAAAAUCUUGUGAUUUUAAGGUUUAUAUUAAGUUUUAAAAUAUUAUUAUAAAUUUUCUUUCUUUGAGUUAAACAGAUUUGAAUUUUAAAUUCUUUCAAAUGUCUGUAACAAUUUUUUGGGUUUACCCCAUAAAUGUGAUUUUAAAUUAAUAAUAAAAUUAAUACAUUUACCAUAUUUUUAAUAAUAAAAAUAAUAUCUUAACUUUCAAAUUUGGAUUAAUAAUUAGAGUAGUUCUUUAAAUUUAUUUGAAAUUUGUUUCUAAUUGAUCAAAAUAAAUACUUAAAUAUACACAUAUAUAUGUUUUUAAAAUUAUAUUUAAUUGAUUCAAUUUCAGUAAAAGAACAGAAUCAGAAUGUAUUUAUACUGUUAUACUUUUUAGCAAUAUAUGGAUACCUUAGGACAUCUUUAUAUAGUUAUAAUUGUGUUAUUUUUCAUCAAAGAAGUAAAAGAUAAUGAUACAAGUUGUUGUCUUGACCGCCUGAAAGGAUUCAUUCUUAGAACAUUUGACCAAACAAAUAACAUUGUCGAAGACUACACUGAUACUGAGACAUCAGC